Pelmatolapia mariae (spotted tilapia) is the source of this 864-nucleotide messenger RNA. RefSeq names its product microfibril-associated glycoprotein 4-like. Gene Ontology annotation, biological process: elastic fiber assembly. The record is from RefSeq and is a predicted model, not a curated record. Lineage: Eukaryota; Metazoa; Chordata; Actinopteri; Cichliformes; Cichlidae. The transcript is spliced from 6 exons. The coding region runs from base 1 to 864 and encodes 287 amino acids.
AUGGAGGAGGACGAGAGGGAGGGAUGGGGGAGGCAGGAGACUUCCGGCGUUAAUCUUAGACCAGGUGGCGGCACAGGAUCAGAGGACAGAGGCUCUGAGUGUGCAGCCAGAGAUCUGGAGUGGCUUCUCUUUGGUAACCACUUCAAGCUGAUCAGACUUGUGUUCGCAGUGCUGCUGCCUGCAGCAGCUUAUCAAUCCCCUCUGCCCACAGACUGUAGUGACAUCUACAGAGGUGGUGCAGGCGUGGAUGGAGUAUACACCAUCUAUCCAGCUGGCUCCACCUCUCCUGUGCAGGUUUACUGUGACAUGAGCCAAGACGACAUCGACAACUCAGCAGAAAAAUGGACGGUGAUUCAGAGAAGACAAGAUGGCACAGUGAACUUCUUCAAGAAGUGGGAGCACUACAAAACUGGAUUUGGGAGUGCUGCUGGAGAGUACUGGCUGGGCCUGGAGACAAUGCAUCUGCUAACCCAAGGCAAGAACUAUGAGCUGAAGGUCGACAUGGAAGAUUUUGAAGGCCAGAAGGUCUUUGCCCAUUACUCCUCCUUCUCUGUUGGCCCAGAGUCAGAUGGAUAUAAGUUAAACCUGGGAAGUUUCAUCAAAGGGGCAGCAGGAGACUCUCUAAGUGCUCACAAUGGAAUGAAAUUCACUACCAUCGACAAUGAUCAAGAUACACAUCCUUCGAACUGUGCCAGGGUGUGCUAUGGAGGAUUCUGGUACAGCGCGUGCUAUGCUGCCAACCCCAAUGCCAUCUACAUGUGGGGACCUUCAACCCGUUUAACUGGCGUGCACUGGAGAACUUUUAAAGGGCUUGAAUACUCCCUAAAAACCAUGGUAAUGAAAAUUAGACCAGCUGCUACAUAA